CUCCUUCUAUUAAUGAAUAAGAAGAAGAUUUAACAGGUUACUGCGACUGUAAUCAGUCUUCAGGUGAACCGCUCACGACUGAUCUGUGGAAGAAGUCAAAGAAUAUGGUGAACUGGUCUCCACUUCCAGUGACAGUGAAAAAGCGCUCUCCCUGGGUGCAGGUGGUCGGCCAUGCAGGAAACUUUCAGACGGGCAGUGAUGGACGGCUGCUGAAGAAGUACUGCGAGUGUGAACAGCAGUGUUUUCUGCAGCUCAUGAGCGACUCACUGCGGCCCUUCGUUCCUGGAUACUAUGGUGUGACUCAGUGUGAAGAGCAGGAUUACAACCUCAUGGACGACCUCCUCGCUGACUUUGACUCGCCCUGCAUCAUGGACUGCAAAAUGGGGAGCCGGACUUACCUGGAGGAAGAGUUGAGGAAGGCCUGCGAGUGUCCUCAGCCACGCAAAGACAUGUAUGAAAAAAUGAUAGCAGUGGACCCGGACGCCCCUACUGAGGAGGAGCAGGCCCAGCAGGCGGUACUCAAAACCAGAUACAUGCAGUGGAGAGAAACCCUCAGCUCAACAGCCACGCUGGGCUUUCGCAUCGAGGGCAUCAAGAAAUCAGAUGGCACUUGUAACACUAACUUCAAGAGAACAAAGUACAAAGAUGAGGUCAUCCAAGCCCUGGAGGACUUUGUGGACAACAACAUGUUAAUCUUGAGAAUUACCAACAACGCCUGAAGGAACUACGAGCUGUGCUGGAGAAAUCCGAUUUCUUUAAAGCACAUGAGGUGGUGGGCAGCUCCUUAUUAUUUAUCCAUGAUCUGACUGGCAAGGCUGGAAUCUGGAUGAUUGACUUUGGAAAGACUGUGCCCAUGCCGCCCCCUCUCACCCUGGACCAUCGCAGCCCGUGGGUGGAGGGCAACAGAGAGGACGGGUACCUCUGGGGCCUGGACAAUUUCAUUGACAUUCUGACCAACAUGCUUCCGGGGAAAUGAAAGGCAUUGUGGAUCUUCAGAAUUGUCAUUUUCUGCACAGACUGUCUGAUUUCCCUGUUUUUGUUUCUACAUGGAGAAUAGAUGAAGGUAGGAGAGAAUGAACCGAUGGAAUGGACUGACUUGUCUCAACAUUUACUACAAGUCCUACUGAUGAACAUCUUAGCCUGUGAAUUUACCUGCUGAAGCCCCUCACUAUGUGGUUGUUCUCGCUACUUUUGAAAAGCUUUUUACACUGUAAAUAGAUUUGUAUUUAAGCAGUUUGAUUAGUAAAAGAUUAGCUUAGUUUUAUGAACAUUAACUCUGCUGAUGAAAAUCAUUACAGUUGUGUUGUUUUGAUAGAUAAGUUAAGAUGCAAAAAACAGCUAUACUUUUGAAUACUAAUGAACUUCGUAGCCUGUCUGUGAUAGUUGCCAGAUAUUUUUCCUGUGUUUUGCUUAAUUUUUGUGACCAAAUGUGUCUAAUUUGUUUGGGGAUGAACUGAAUUGAAGUGCACACUAUUAACAGUCCUAUAAACUGAAGCUGAAUCAAAUCACAGAACAACAAAAACCUCUUCCACCUCUCUUAGUACUGUUUUAAUAACAUUGCUUAGCUCCUGAUAUAUGAAAAAUGUUAAAAAGUGUUUUGUGUUCGGUCUUAAGUACUAUUUUAAUUCACAUCAAACACUGUUAGUUAAACUGUUCUGCCUCACAUUCCCAUGUUGUGUGGUUUUUGCAUGCAAGCAUGAGAUGCUAAACAGCCGCUGUUAAUAGCAAGCAUAUGCCAAUCUGACUGAGAAUGGUGUGUGGGAUAUUUGAGCCAGUGCUCCUUAUGCACAAAUUCAGUGUUUGCACUUUUAAUCUGAAAUCACCUUAUUGACGUUUUGUACUGUAUAAUAAGUAAACGACUUGUGAUCAUCAUGUUGGGAGCUUUGUUGUCCUGGCUGUAUUAGUUUUGCACUUCUGGUUUCUGUGAUGAUAACUAAAUAAUCUUUUUCCAUGCUGGGUAAUUUUGUAAAGGUGUUUGACUGUCAGCAGAAUAAAUAUAAACAUGA
Messenger RNA from Cyprinus carpio (common carp), 2006 nucleotides. RefSeq names its product inositol-trisphosphate 3-kinase C-like. NCBI's taxonomy places the organism in Eukaryota, Metazoa, Chordata, Actinopteri, Cypriniformes, Cyprinidae. The record is from RefSeq and is a predicted model, not a curated record. Gene Ontology annotation, molecular function: inositol-1,4,5-trisphosphate 3-kinase activity; inositol tetrakisphosphate kinase activity. Gene Ontology annotation, cellular component: nucleus; cytoplasm. Gene Ontology annotation, biological process: inositol phosphate biosynthetic process.